Spirodela intermedia is the source of this 1161-nucleotide messenger RNA. Lineage: Eukaryota; Viridiplantae; Streptophyta; Magnoliopsida; Alismatales; Araceae. The record is from the annotation of a GenBank genome assembly.
AUGGAUGAAAAAUCAGCUGGUGGGAAUAGAAUUUUUCAAUUACAUGAACUAGAGGAGUUGAGGAAUGAAGCUUAUGAAAAUCAUAGAAUAUAUAAAGAAAAAACUAAAACUUUUCAUGAUAAAUACAUUAGUAGGAAAAAAUUUGAUGUUGGACAAAAAGUGUGGUUAUAUGAUUCCAAGCUGAAAUUCUUCUCAGGAAAAUUAAAAUCAAAAUGAAAAGGGCCUUAUGUGGUGGAAGAGACAUAUGAUCAUAGGUCUGUAAUGAUUAAAGAUCCUAAAAGUGAUCAUAACUUUAAGGUAAAUGGACAACGGCUUAAACAUUACAAAGAACAUGAACGCCUUGUAGAAAAAGAAAUUUUAUUAUUAAAAGAAAUUCAAGAGUAAGAUCAAGGUGUCCAGUUGGAGACAUUAAAUUCAGCGCUGCAUAGGAGGCAACUCAUAGUUUUUAUUUCAUUAUAUUUGAUUUUUUUUUAAGCUCUGUUUUUCUUAGAAUUUCGUAGUACUUAUUUCUGUAUUUAUUUUUUCGAAAAGGUGCAGGAGGAGGAGUGUAAGAUGAAGUGGAAAAUUAAAAAUGAGGUUGAGGUGAUGUCUUUCUGAGCUUUAUCAUUUCUGACAAUAUUUUUAAUACUUAACUUUGCAUAUAUGCAUGCUUCACUUGAAAAUUAUAUUUUCUGCAUAUUCUGUUUCAAUUUUUCUGUGUCAUUGAGGACAAUGUCAUCUUUAAGUUGGGGGGGUGAAGUAUUCAUUAUUAAUUUAUGCUGUAGGACGAUUAAGAACAUGUGUUUGCAUUAUAACAGCAAUUGAAAAAAUAAAAAUAAAUUAAAAUUUAGAAAAAUUGCAACAUCUAUUUUCUGGUUUUCUGUUAGGAACAACAAAUUAUUAAGAAUAAUAGACAAAAAAACAGCCUGAAAUUUGAAAUUCUAAAGAUCCUUUUCUCACAUUUCAAUUCCCUAGACAUAUAUUAUUGAAAUUCAAAAUUACAACUAUAAAGAGGAUAGUUUUGAUUUAUUUUUGAUAAAUUUAUUACUGCUAAAAAUAGAACUGAAAACAUAGCUGUCAGAACUAUCUAAUUUAUAAAUUUCUUACAUCAUAUUGCAUGCAUGAAAAAUUAAAUCAAUUAGAUUGAUUGAUACCAAAAGAUAUUAGAAAGAUUAUUAUUGA